Messenger RNA from Acaulospora colombiana, 2662 nucleotides. The record is from the annotation of a GenBank genome assembly. Lineage: Eukaryota; Fungi; Glomeromycota; Glomeromycetes; Diversisporales; Acaulosporaceae.
AGACUUGCACUAUGCUGAAGUAGUCACGUACAAUCCUCGGGAGGUUACUCAAACAAGCAGCCCAAAUUCCCUUAUCUACUUCAACACUCUAAUAAAUAACGAACACUACAAGAGAUUGCUGAAACAGGAAAUAAACACCUGGCGAGAGCAUAUCACCAUGGGAGUACGGGAGCUACUUGGAUACGGUGCAAGUGACAAGUCCCACAGGAAGGAGAAAACUAAAGGAAUAAAAGACAUACAGCAAGAAAAGAGAAAAGGAAGGAGAGUUGGCGCAGAAGGGAGCAUUGAUAUGGAUGUAGACAGCGAACAACCUGCCGAGAACCCAGCUACGUCUCAACCAGAGUCCAAGGGCUUAGGUCAAACCAAAGUUUGGCACAAAACUCUGGGUAAACUUGAUCCAGAGCUUCGUGUCACGGCCUGGUUUGCCUGUAAUGCUUGUCAAUUCCUGGAACCUCGCUAUCGGCGACGGGGAGUAUUCGAUUUCUUUGGCAUGUGCAAUCACCAGUGCCAAAGACCAGAUCUUAAAAAAAAGGAUCCGCUAUUGUGGUCAAUAACCAACUUCUCUCGCGCCUUGCAUGCGAUUGAGACCACAAAAGCAAUGCUGGACAUUCUAUGUCUUGAUGAAGAAGAUCCAGAAACGAAGACUGCAUGCUUUGAUGGACUAUGGCUGUGUCGAAACUGUCCAGAGACGAUGAAGGCGAUGCAAUGGGAGGAUCUGCGCUUGGAGAAGAUUUCUAUGGGCAAGGCAAUGGACCGUGAACAACUUCGGGCAGAAGAUAAACGACCGUUUACGGUGUCCAAGCUACUGUUAAACAAGAAAGAGGCCGGAAAGAAGAAGCUAUUCUGCGUCCAUUGCAUGCCCAGUUCAGAAGCUCUUUUGCGUGCAAAGUUUCAGGGUCCUGGACAAAUGAGCCAAAAAGGCGCUCCUAAAGCGAUGGAUAUUCAUGGGAUUAGACAACAUCUAAAGGUCAAACUAAAAUUAGCCAAGAGACAAGGUAUAGUCUUGAAUAUGUGCGUUGGAGUGGAGUUUAACUUAUCUACUAGCGAUCCCCCAGACAAGACGGUGGACUCAACUCAGGAGGCAGGAAGCCCGUAUGGCAACUGGAACCCAGACUUCGGGGAACUAGAAAAUCUUGGUAUUGGGCAUGUAGUACAAGAGCAUAUUGUGAAUAGCGCCUCGAGAGUUAAUAUGCUACAAACCAUUAUUGCCACGAUCAAGCACGAGCAGGAUGAAAUCUUGAUAUAUAUAGCGAAAUGUACAGCGCAUCCUGGAGAUAUUCUCUCUUUGACCUACACUUGCCAACAUUUACACAAGCUAUUCGCUCAUGAAGAGUCCAGAUCCAUAUGGAAGCAUGCGAGGGAUCAUAUAAUGCUCAUUCGAAGACUCGAUAUCAUAGAUAGGACGAGUAACCCAAAGAAUAGUCACUUGGCCAACGAUGUCUGUGCUCGGUGGAUAAAUCGACCUAUCCCUCCUCCUUUUCCUGGACAAACAGAGAUGUGUCUGGCACAGCUUCUUUUUGGUCAGAAAUCAUGUCCCUAUUGUAAGAAGGAGCACAACGAUAUUCCGCGACAUCCCGUCCUAGGGGUCACCCUCUGUGAAGUGAGUCUCCAUCCACUGCCUUCCCUACCUUUGAUGAAACUUCCAAACCUUCCACAACAUAGGAUUGUUGGGGAAAUAAUGAGGCCCUAUUCAACAAUCCCUCUCGUCGAAUUUUUCACCGAAUUAGGUAGCCCAAACCAUAAAGAACUGCUGGAAGGGGAAAUCAUUACCUGGCAAAAGCAGGCCACCGUUGGCGCACGGAGAUUACUUGGGUACAGCGAAGGUAGCGAAUCUCAUUCAAGCAUGAAGAAUAAGGCGGCAAAGAAGACUCGAAGAGAAAAAGGGAUAAUAAAGCAUAUUUAUGGAAAAAGUAGGAUAAAUAGGGACUCUGGCAGUAAACAUUCAGUGCAGAAUCGAGCCGAGAAGCGGCUGGAUUCCGAAGCUUCUAGUCAACUUACAGUUUGGCGCAAGGCUUUCGGUAAACUUGAUCCAGAGAUUCGUGUCACGGCCUGGUUUAUCUGCAAUGUUUGCCGAUCCCUGGAACCUCGCGCACGGCGACGAGGAGUGCUGGACUUCCUUGAUAUGUGCGCGCACCAGUGCCAACGACCAAAUUGUAGCACAAAGAACCCAAUACCAUGGGCAAUCACUAACUUCACUUUGGCCUUGCAUGCCGUCGACACUACAAGAGCAAUGCUCGAGAUUCUAGGUCUCAAUGAAGAAGACCCGAAGACGAAAACGAAAUGCUUUGCAGGACUAUGGAUAUGUCAAAACUGCCCAGAGACGAUGAAAGCAAUGCAGUGGGAGGAUUUGAUACGUCAUUGUAAUAGACAUCCGAUACAACGUUUGGAGAAGAUUUCCGUGGACGACGCAAUAGACCGCGAACAAGCUCGGGGAGAGGGUAGACGGCUGUUUACGGUGUCCCAACUACUUUCGAACAAGAGGGAAGGGAACAAGAAGAGAUUGCUUUGUGCCCAAUGCUUGCCUACCUCCGAAGCUCUCUGCCGUGCAAAAUCCCGGGUCUCUGAACAGACAAACGAAAACGGUCUCCCUAAAGCAAUGGAUAUACACGGGUUGAGACAACAUUUGAAAGUCAAGUUCGUAGGAUUCGUGAUGGUGUUAUAA